Messenger RNA from Symbiodinium sp. CCMP2592, 1018 nucleotides. Lineage: Eukaryota; Dinophyceae; Suessiales; Symbiodiniaceae. The record is from the annotation of a GenBank genome assembly.
GCAGCUCGAGUUGCAGGCUCUGCGUCGUGAACUUGGUGAGGUGCGAGGGCUGCUCGCCCGCUUGGAGGCCAGGGUGCAGGCCUUGGAGGAGGAAGCCGCCUUUGAGUUAGUCGAUUCCUUGCCCGACCCCUCCGCGGGAUCAGGGGGAGUGGAUCUCUCCCUGACCGUCUCUCUCGGAGAGGAAGUCUUCGUAGACCAUUCUUCUUCUUCGAUUCCUGGACCGCCUACCUCCUUGUUUCGCACGGCAGUGGCGGAGGAAGUGGGACGAUUCCUCAGGCGAGCCCUGGACGGGAGGUUCCUUCAGAGCUCAGGGCGAGGAGCCUUGAAUUUGAGCUCCAAAUUCUAUAUCGUGCUUGCCGACUUCGAGGGUGGGCGCUUCGAGGAUCCUUGCGUCUUCUCAAUUUUCCAUCGUACGAAGGCUCUCUGUAUUCGUGGGCCAGUCAAAGGCCAAUCCAUCUUCGUCGGUCUCCCGAGUCAGACUGAGGACGGGGCCGACCGUGGGGAGCCUCUUGCCCUUCAGAGGCUUCGUGACCACUCCUUGGAGGGCGUUACUCCACAGAUUGGAGAGCUCCGGAUUCCUACUGAAGGGGCUCCCGAGGUGUCGUGCGCUAUCGUUAUCAUUGUUGAGAUUGAAGACUCUUUCUUGGUGGCGGUCCCGCAGACGGCAUGGCAUCGUACGGCGGGGCGUCGCUAUUUUCCCCGGAUCGUGUUGGCUCGACCGGUGCCGAAGCCGCCGCAGGGGCGAGUGUCCCCGAGCACCUUUCGCUCGAGCUUUGCCGGCACGGCCUUCAGCGGGGCCUCUGGGCUCGUCUUCUCUCCCCGAUGCAAGCCUACCUCCGUGAGCGAGGCGAGCUCCCGGAUGAUCAGGGUAUGCCGGAUGAGAUAUACACUUCUCGUCUUUGGCGAAGCGAGUCGCAGCCUAGCCAUUGGCCGGCAAGUUUGGGUGAAACGUAAGAAGCUGUACUUACGGACGAGUAGUAGCACUGUACAAGUCGACUCGCGUUCUCGCUCUUACUGA